AUGGAACAUACCCAAAGGUACCGAGCAUAAUCGGAAGUAGUCCAUCGGAGCAGGUGUUUGCAGGAAAACAUGCACAAUGUCCGACUGCUUCGACCUUUCCCGCUGCGAAUUUUCGAAAAAGGUCUACAUUCAUCCGCUGGUUAAACCGUUCGACCAAACUCCGCAGUCGGUCACUUACGAAAAGAUUCUGAAACAUUUUCAGGAGAGGUAAACAAGCUGUGUCAAUCGCGCUCUACCGCAAUCUUUUUCAGUGACUAUUUCACUAACGAUCCGAACGAAGCGUGUCUCCUUCUUCUCGGAAUCGAUACGACUGAUCGGGACGUCCGAAGGUUUGCACAUUUGUAUUCAAAAAAAAGUGAAAGAAUCGGAAGAGUUUCAGUCAAAACUACGUGAAGAACGUCGACGAAUACAUCGGUUCGUUGGACCCGGCGGUGUGGAAUAAUGGGCGAAAUCAUCUCGUAUUCAACUUUUACCACGGCACUUUUCCCGAUUACGACGAUCACAAUUUGAACUUUAAUACGGGCGAAGCGAUGAUCGCGAGAGCGUCUUCGAGCGAAAAUGUGAGCAAUCCGAGCAAGUUCUAGAAAUGAGAAUAACUUCAGAAUUUUUUCAAAAGAUUCGACGUCUCGCUGCCUCUAUUCCAUGAGAAUCAUCCAUAUCAGAUUGAGUCAUCGCCGAAAAAGGUGAGAGAGAAAGAGGCGAAGGGAGGGAAGAGAUCGCAUUGAAAGAGCAGAAACAUCCGCAGAAAAAGUGUAUUCAUUUUUCCAUCUAGUAAAAAUAAAUUCCCAGGAGAACACCUUCAUUUAGCUUCUACCGGAGUUUCUAAUAACCGUUAAAACGUAUUCUUUUUAUGACCUCUGAAUGCUCGCUGUUUCCGUGGAGCGAACGCAAUGCAUAAAUUACGCGCUCUAUUUCCGCUGCCAUCCACCUAAUUCUGAAAAGUUGUGACGUCAGCGUCCCUAUUUCCGGAACCUCAUUCUCCCCUUUUCGUAGUCCUCGGGAUUUCUGUCCGCUCCUCAAAAGCCACGUCAUAAAAAGGCCUGAUGAGCACGUAAUUAACACCCUUGACGAGCAAAGAUGAUGACGAUUCGCGCAUCCGUCCAAACCGAACCCAUUUCCAAUUCCAUCUCUCUCCUUCUCGCACGCGCCGUCGUCUCCCGAAGACGCGACGACGGCACACAUACACGCAAGUACUUAUUGUCGACUCCUCCGCCGCGACUCCUCGACGAUGUGCCGAGCCGUUGUUCUCUUCUCGCUCGCUCUCCCCCUCCAUCUUCUGCUUCUGCUUCUUCUUCUUCGUCUUCUUCGUGCUCGGCUGCCGAGCAGCAGCGGCGCCCGCAACAGAAAUUUGAGCUUUUCGUCUGCGGCGCGCGGCGGGCUUCCUGGCGUCGUCGUUGUGCAUGCUGGAGCAGGCGUCAGCUCACAAGGAAGGGAAAGCGAGGAGAAGUGAAGUGGGCUAAUUCGGACGGGAGGAGAAAGAAGAAGAAAAAGAGGAGGACGUGGCUUUUUGCAGAUGACGAAGAAAGACGAACGACGGAGGUAUUUGGUCAGCUUCAAGGGUAAACGAUAUGUGUAUGGAAUCGGAUCAGGAACGAGGAAUCUAGUGCAUCAUCUGCAUAACGGAGAGGAUGUUGUGAUGGUGACCACAUGCAAGCAUAACAACGACUGGCAGGUAGGCAGGAAGACAAUUAGAGAGCACUGCGUCACAGAAUGCUUCUUCUUCUUGUAGGUGUAUCAGGACGAGCGGUGCCAACGAGACAACGACGAGUACGACCGCUGGGAAUACGACGAGCUGCUCGCCAACUCGACGUUCUGCCUGGUGCCACGUGGACGACGUCUCGGCUCGUUCCGGUUCGUCCGCCUUCUCUUUCUGCUCAUGGACAUGGCGGCGGCGUGUGCUCAUUCUCCCCAAAGAGCAACAUGAUUAGUGUUGGAGCGGCAGCUUCGGGAGAAGGGGUCCACGCCUUUUCUCGAAAACAAAACCACGAUGAUUAUAGCCGCGACUCGAGUCGUCCGUGCGGUAAUUGUGUGUGUGUGUGUGUGUGUGUGUGCAUACAGUCCAGUCCGCAUAUUAUUAGUAGUUGACCCUCUCGGCUCGUUCACUCGCCAUCUGCCCCCAUUCCUCCUCCGCUUCCUUCUGCUUCAUCCGUCGCACGGCUUUUGUACCCCUAGCAACGGAAGAUGAUUAUGAUGAGGGAUGGCGAUGGGGAAGGUGAGUAAACAUGCGCAGAGAGAGGGGGAAGGAUCAACGAUACAGCAGAUUAAGCGCGGCGUUUGGAAGGAUUCCCGUCCGGAAAGAGUACUUUUCUCUCUUCAGGUUCCUGGAAACUCUUCGUUCUGGAUGCAUCCCAGUCGUCAUCUCCGAUUCGUGGGUUCUUCCGUUCUCGGAGACCAUUGAUUGGCGCUCGGCAGCCAUUAUGGUCGCAGAGCGGGACGCGCUCUUGGUGAGUCUCGAGCCUUCCUUUCCCCUUCUUCUAGUUCGGACGAGACGACGGGCAACCACUCUUUCUUUCGUCCCGCGCCCCCAUCGGCGGCCCGGGGCUACGUUUAUCUCCUGCCUCUUUGGCUGGCUGGCUGCUGCGGCUGUCCCCUCCUUUUCCUCCCCGUCGUCGUCGUCGUCGCCAUCACCAUCAUGUUCUUGGUUGAUGUGGUACAAAGAAGAGGCGCCCAUUCUCUUUGCAGAUUCCAGAAUUGCUGAUGUCGACGAGCCGACAACGGGUGAAAGAACUGCGAGCGUCGGCCCGAGAUGUCUACGACGGGUACUUGAGAUCUAUUCAAGUGAUUAGUGACCAUGUCAUGAGGGUAUUUGAAGGGAACCUCGGAACGCCGGCAGAUGAUGCUUUAUUUCAGAUAGUCUUCAAACGGAUCGACGACCACUUCAGUCCCAAAUAA
This is a messenger RNA of Caenorhabditis sp. 36 PRJEB53466, 2892 nucleotides long. The record is from the annotation of a GenBank genome assembly. Lineage: Eukaryota; Metazoa; Nematoda; Chromadorea; Rhabditida; Rhabditidae.